CCCGAGACAUCUUCAACCUUCAAUCUUCAAUCUGCGCAUUUUCAGCAUUAUCCAUAGGCCCAAGCAACAUAAAUUCUUUAUCUUCUUUUGUCCAAAUUUCUAGCCAACAUGUGUGACUUCAUUCCUCUACCUGUGUGCUUUCAGUGCGGAACCAAUCAAAACCCGUGUCAUUGUAAAGUUAUUGGUCCUACAAUUGGAUUUGUAGUAACAGUUGGCAUGGCGAUCUUCUGCUGGCCAGCGUCACUCUUGUGCUGUUGCUGCGCAACUGAUGCUGGAAAAAGCAUCCUGGCUGCACCCGUCGACACUGGAAACGCGAUUAGCAACGCAAUACCUAUAUAACACCAACGGAAUGACAUGAACAUGCGCCAAACCCCUUGUUUUACUUAGCUCUCUUGACAUUCUUGCUCGAACCUCUAAUACUUCUCAUUUCACCUUUGGCUAAGCGAGAAAUGGCGGACUUCGAGGACGAGCUGGCACAAUGUACUCGAUACCCGACUACCAAUGGAUCUGGUCUUCUUCAAUCUUACCUCUUUCUUCACC
Messenger RNA from Pyrenophora tritici-repentis Pt-1C-BFP, 540 nucleotides. RefSeq lists its product as uncharacterized. NCBI's taxonomy places the organism in Eukaryota, Fungi, Ascomycota, Dothideomycetes, Pleosporales, Pleosporaceae. The record is from RefSeq and is a predicted model, not a curated record.